Oppia nitens is the source of this 591-nucleotide messenger RNA. RefSeq names its product integumentary mucin C.1-like. Lineage: Eukaryota; Metazoa; Arthropoda; Arachnida; Sarcoptiformes; Oppiidae. The coding region runs from base 74 to 544 and encodes 156 amino acids. The record is from RefSeq and is a predicted model, not a curated record. The transcript is spliced from 2 exons.
ACUAGUUUGUAUUUACAUACAAUUAAUAAUCUAUGUUAAUAUAAUUGAUGGCUUAAAAUUGAAAGAUAAAUUGAUGAAUAAAUUUGGUUUGAAAAAAUUCAAAACCUCAACAAUAACAACAACAACAACAACAACAUUAAAGCCAACAACAAUUGAAAUUAUAACUACGGAGGAUCCCGACACUGAUACCGAUACAGACACCCCCACCACUGAUACCCCGGCCAUCAUUAGCACCACUACCCGUACCCGUGGCCGUAGCCGUACCCGUACUACUAGCACUACUACUAUACCUACUACUACUACUAGUAUGGAUACCACAACUACUAGUACUACUACUACUAUUGAAAAAUCGGCACCGGUAUCAUCAUCAACAUCACUAUCAUCAUCAUCAUUGGUAGCCCAACCCGUAACUAAACCCAUGAACCCCUUAUUCAAUCUGCCAUUGUUUACCCUAAAGACUAGACCGGGUUUCGGUAGUAAAACUAAACCGAAAUUCGGCUCAAAAUUGCCAAAUAACGGCCUAAACUUAUUUGGUAUAUUGUAAUUGAAAAAAAUUCAAACUAAAAAAUUUAACUAAAAUUUAAUAAAAUC